Molecule: messenger RNA, 3955 nt
Organism: Balaenoptera acutorostrata (minke whale)
Lineage: Eukaryota; Metazoa; Chordata; Mammalia; Artiodactyla; Balaenopteridae
Gene: ITGAE
Product: integrin subunit alpha E
Exons: 30
Coding region: 287-3715 (1142 amino acids)
Biological process (GO): cell-matrix adhesion; cell adhesion mediated by integrin; integrin-mediated signaling pathway
Cellular component (GO): integrin complex; external side of plasma membrane
Molecular function (GO): integrin binding
Source: RefSeq, a predicted model, not a curated record
UGUUCCCAGGCCAAACCUCGGCUCACUGUUCCACCAAGGCGUGGGUGAUGGGGCAGGGCUGGCAGGUGUCUCUAAGCUCCCAGGACCCAGCCCACAACUGCUGAGGAAGCCACGCAGCCAGCUGUGUACAAGUGGAGCGUCUGUGUCUACUUGAAAGUGCCUGUCUGCCUGUGGUCCUUGCCUGUGUGUGCACCUCUGUCCCCGCCUCCUGGCUGCCCGAGCCCUGGAGCUGAGGAGGGAAGCUGAGCAAGUCGAGGCCCACGCCGCUGCCUCUGCUCCAGCCAGGAUGUGGCUCUUCCACGCUCUGCUCUGCAUGACCAGCCUGGCUCCCCUGGCCGCCUUCAACGUGGACGUGGUCCGGACCUGGGUGACUCCCAAGGGAGACGUCCCCUACGUGCUCAGCUCACUUCUGCAUCAGGACUCCAGCACCAACCAGACCUGGCUCCUGGUCACCAGCCCCAGAACCAGCAGGACGGCAGGGCCCCUGUAUCAGUGUUCCCUCAUUCAGGAUGAGCUCCACUGCCAGCCAGUAGAGAAUGUCCCCAUCCCAAAGAGGAGGUACCGUGGAGUGACAGUUGUCCGGAACCACCAUGGUGUUUUGAUCUGCAUUCAAGUGCCGACCCGGUGGCCCCAGAGCCUCAGCUCAGAGCUCACAGGCAACUGCAUCCUGCUGGCCCCUGACCUCCGUCCCCGUGCCCAGGUCUACUUCUCCGACCUUGAAAAAUUACUGGACCCUGAUGCCCCUGUGGAUGCUGGAGACUGCUCCAGGAACAAAAAAGGCAGCAUGGAGAACACAGCCAGGCAGCGCCGGGAUUUGAAGGUGGAGGAGGAGGAGGAGACAGAGGAUGAGGACGAGGAGGCAGCUGGUACCGAGAUCGCCAUCAUCCUGGAUGGCUCAGGAAGCAUUGAUCCCCCAGACUUCCAGAGAGCCAAAGACUUCAUCUCCAACAUGAUGAAGAACAUCUAUGAGAAGUGCUUUGAGUGCAGCUUUGCCCUGGUGCAAUAUGGGGAAGUCAUCCAGACAGAGCUUGACCUUCAGGACAGCCAAGACGUUACAGCCUCCCUCGCCAGAGUCCAGAACAUCACUCAAGUGGGGAGUGUCACCAAGACUGCCUCUGCCAUGCAGCACGUCCUAGACAACAUCUUCACACCAAGCCAUGGCUCCAGAGAAAAGGCAUCCAAGGUCAUGGUGGUGCUCACUGAUGGGGACAUAUUCGGGGACCCCCUCAGCCUCACGACUGUCAUCGACUCCACAAAGAUGCAGGGUGUUGAGCGCUUUGCCAUUGGGGUGGGAGAUGCAUUUAAUAAAACCAGGGCGUACAACGAGCUGAAGCUGAUCGCCUCGGACCCCGAUGAGGACCAUGCCUUCAAGGUGACCAACUACUCAGCGCUGGAUGGGCUGCUGAGCAAACUGCAGCAGAGCAUCAUUAGCGUGGAAGGCACGGUCGGAGAUGCCCUCCACUACCAGCUGGCACAGGUCGGGUUCAGCGCCCAGAUCCUGGACGAGGGGCAGGUGCUGCUCGGUGCUGUAGGGGCCUUCGACUGGUCGGGGGGCACGCUGUUCUACAACAUGAGCAGCCGCAAGGGCCGCUUCCUGAACCAGACGGCAGUGGAUGCCAAGGCUGUGCAGUACAGCUACCUGGGUUACUCGGUGGCUGUGCUGCGCGAGGCCUGUGGCCUCUCCUAUGUGGCAGGGGCUCCACGGCACAAGCAGCGAGGGGCUGUGUUUGAGCUCCGGAAGGAGGGCAAAGAGACCAACUUUGUACCAGUGCUGGAGGGCGAGCAGAUGGGGUCCUAUUUUGGCUCUGAGCUGUGCCCUGUGGACGUCGACAUGGAUGGGACCACAGAUUUGUUGCUGGUGGCCGCCCCGUUUUACCACGUUCAAGGCGAGGAGGGCAGAGUCUAUGUGUACCGUGUGAACAAGCAGGAUGGUUCCUUCUCCUUGGUACGCACGCUGAGUGGGCACCCCAGGUUAACUUAUGCGCGAUUUGGCUUUGCCAUGGCGACAGUGGGGGAUAUCAGUCAGGAUGAGCUCAUAGAUGUGGCCAUCGGGGCCCCCCUGGAAGACUUUGGGGCAGAUGGUGGUGUAGGCUUCGGCAGCGUGUACAUCUACAAUGGACACUCUACCAACCAGCUGGCUGACCUCUCUACCUACCAGCCACAGAGGAUCAGAGCCUCAGUGGUGGCCCCAGGACUCCGGUACUUCGGCACAUCGGUGGCAGGUGGCUUAGAUUUCAGUGGCGACGGCCUUGCUGACAUCACUGUGGGCGCUCUGGGCCAGGCGGCUGUGCUCCGCUCAAGACCUGUGGUUCGUCUGAAGCUGUCCAUGACCUUCACCCCCAAGGCACUGCCCAUUGGCUUCCACAGCAGCGUGAUUGUGAAUUUGUGUUUUGAAGUCAGCUAUGUGUCGCCAGCUGCUGAGUCAGGCCUCAAAGAGACCUCUCUGAACUUCACUUUGGACGUGGAUGUGGUGAAGCAGAGGAAAAGGCUGCAGUGUUCAGAUGAGAGGCUGUGUCAGAGCUCCCUUAGGGAGUGGGGCACGGGCCCCCGUCUCUGUGAGCCCUUCCUGCUGGUUCCCACAGAGGGACAGCUCUGUCAGGAGGACUGCUUCUCCAACAUCAGUGUCAAGGUCAGCUACCAACUCCAGACCCCCGAGGGCCGGAGGGACCAUCCCCAGCCUAUCCUGGACUUCUAUGCUGAGCCCUCUGCCAUCUUCCAGCUGCCCUACGAGAAGGCCUGCAAGAAUAAGCUGUUUUGUGUCGCUGAGCUACAGUUGGCCACCACCCUCUCUCAGCAGGAAUUGGUGGUGGGUCUCACAAAGGAGCUGAGCAUGAACAUUAGCCUAACUAACUCUGGGGAAGAUUCCUACAUGACAAGCAUGGCUUUGAAUUACCCCAGAAACUUGCAGUUUAAGAGGAUGCAGAAGCCUCCUUCUCCAAACAUUCAGUGCGAUGACCCUAAACCAACUGCUUCUGUCCUGGUCAUGAACUGCAAGAUCGGUCACCCCAUACUCAAGAGGUCAUCUGCAAACUUUUCAUUAGUUUGGCAGCUGGAGGAGAGUGCCUUUCCAAACAGGACAGCUGACAUCGCUGUGACAAUCACCAAUUCCAAUGAAAGAAGGUCUUUGGUCAGUAAGACCCACAGCCUUCAUUUCAAACAUGGCUUCAUUGCAGUUCUUCCCAAACCAUCUGUGACAUACAUGAACACAAGCCAGGGGCUUUCCCACCACAAAGAGUUCCUCUUCAAUAUACAUGGGGAGAACCUCUUUGGAGCCGAGUUCCAGCUGCAAAUUUGUGUUCCAGUUAAAUUACAAGGUUUCCAGGUCAUAAGAGUGAAGAACCUGACCAAGACUCAGGCUCACACUGUGUGCACCCAGAGUCCGGAGCGCGUUUGUGGGAGCGAUCUGGUUCAGUUACGAAGAGAUGUGACUGAGCUGCAGAUCCUUGGUGAAAUAUCUUUCAACAAAUCUCUAUAUGAGGGGCUCAAUGCAGAGAACCAUAGAACUAAGAUCACUGUCAUCUUCCUGAAAGAUGAGGAGGCGUAUUCUCUGUCUCUCAUUAUUAAAAGCAGUGUUGGUGGCCUUCUGGUUUUGAUCGUGAUUAUAGUCAUCCUAGUCAAGUGUGGCUUUUUUAAAAGAAAAUACCAACACCUGAACUUGGAGAGAAUAAGGAAGACCCAGCUGAAAUCAGAGAACCUACUGGAAGAAGAAAAUUAGACCAGCUUCCUCAUCCAUUGGGAGAGAGUACCAGCCAGUCCUGGAGACUUCUAGAGACUUGGUGUCCUGUGGAUUACUUUUCCUUUAGGAUGAUCGAGAGCAGAAUCUAGCACAUUGUUUUGUGGAAUGUUGUUUUUUAACCAUACAUUGUCCCCAAAGUGUCUGUGCAUUGUGCAAAAAUGAAACUUGGGAGACACUUGGUAUUAAAUAAAACUGUUUUCUUUACAAAUGUGCCUUUAA